Messenger RNA from Rhipicephalus microplus (southern cattle tick), 4558 nucleotides. RefSeq names its product xylosyl- and glucuronyltransferase LARGE2s. Gene Ontology annotation, molecular function: xylosyltransferase activity; glucuronosyltransferase activity. The record is from RefSeq and is a predicted model, not a curated record. Gene Ontology annotation, cellular component: Golgi apparatus. Gene Ontology annotation, biological process: protein O-linked glycosylation via mannose. Lineage: Eukaryota; Metazoa; Arthropoda; Arachnida; Ixodida; Ixodidae.
CCGUUGCUUUGCAUUUUGCUGUGGCCGAGUUUCGGUCUGCCCGUGGCUGGGCACGAUUUGGGAAGUCCCGUUAUUGCUAAUGCAUCGGAAAUCGGCGUGAUGGCAGCAUGUUGAGUGCCGGUGACCGUGGCCACAUGACUGGCGCCUCGUGAAACCCGGCCGACGCAGCCCCCCGGCUCGCCCAUAGCUGCAGGAUGAGACGUUAGUUGUUCCAGCAGAGAUGGGAGGAGGCAUGGCAGCGAGCCGCUGCUGGCCGGGGCUACGAGGCAAUUGACCACGAAGCCAGGGCCUCAGUGGUGGCCAUGCGCAGGCACCGCCAGGCAGCCCUGCUGUCCCUGGUGGUGGCUGUUCUGGGCAUACCUGUACUGUUGCUUCUCUAUCUCGAUGGGAAGAGCCAAGCACCCGAGGACAAUCUACUUGGAUUCACAAAAAGAGAGGCAGUGCUUGCCGACCGAGUCCGAGAGGUUGAACAACAGAAUCAAAUGUUGCGAAGACAACUCAGCUUAUCACGGCAGCAGCUAAUGCAGCUGAUGCAGCGGGAGGCACGCAACGGCUCCAACAUCAGCCUUCUGCCCUGUCCCACCCGAGGGGGCAACGAACUGCCCGAGGUGCCCAAGUGCGAGGUACUUCAGGUUGCCAUCGUGUGUGCGGGUUACAAUGCUUCUCGCUCGGUCAUCACGCUGGUCAAGAGCAUCCUCUUCUACCGCAAGAACCCUCUCCACUUCCACUUCAUUUCUGAUGCCGUGGCGCACCUGGUGCUGCAGACCCUGUUUCGAAGUUGGAACAUGCCUGCAGUGGAAGUGAGCUUCUAUUUAGCCGACAAUCUUCAAGGAGAAGUGUCAUGGAUUCCAAACAAGCAUUACUCUGGUGUCUAUGGACUUAUGAAGCUAGUACUGCCAAAGGCAUUGCCUGAUACCCUUGACAAGGUGAUAGUACUGGACACAGACAUCACUUUUGCGUCAGACAUUGCGGAGCUGUGGAGAAUAUUUCACAAGUAUACCUCAAAGCAGGCAAUUGGCCUCGUUGAGAACCAGAGCGACUGGUAUCUAGGAAAGCUGUGGAAGAAUCACCGACCUUGGCCUGCUCUCGGCCGAGGUUUCAACACUGGUGUUAUCCUGCUUCGACUGCAAAGGCUGCGUGAACGCAACUGGAUGCAAAUGUGGAAGCUUAUAGCUGAGAAGGAACUUAUUAGCAUGUGGUUUACUUCAUUGGCCGACCAGGACAUCUUUAAUGCUGUACUGAAGCAGCACACAGAGCUUCUUUUUCGUCUGCCGUGCCAGUGGAAUGUGCAGCUUAGUGACAAUACUCUCAGCGAGCUGUGCUACUCUGAGGUGCAGGAGCUAAAAAUCAUCCACUGGAACUCGCCCAAGAAGCUGAAAGUGAAGAACAAGCACGUUGAGUUCUUCCGCAACCUCUACCUUACCUUCCUCGAGUAUGAUGGCAACCUGCUGCGACGCGAGCUUAUUGGUUGCAACGGCACGACAUCAUCAUCGGCCGGUGUGCAUGCCUCUCACGUGCAGGAUGCUUUGAAUCUGUUGGAUGAGGACGACCCCUGCUAUGACUUUAGGAGAGCAAGGGUUGCCCAGCAUCGCACGCAUCUCUAUUACAUUGAAUAUGACUACGAGCCUUCACCAGAGGGAAAUGAUGUUACGCUGGUUGCCCAGUUAUCUAUGGACAGGCUUCAGAUGGUGGAAGCUGUUUGCAAGCAUUGGGAAGGGCCAAUAAGCUUGGCAUUGUACAUGUCAGACUCUGAAGUCCAACAAUUUCUGAGCUACACCCUGAGCUCAGAAAUUUUGCAGAGUCGUAAGAAUGUGGGCUACCACAUUGUCUACAAAGAUGGAACUUUCUACCCAGUGAACAUGCUGCGCAAUGUCGCUCUUCAACAAGUGAACACACCAUUCGUGUUCCUGACUGACAUUGAUUUUCUUCCUAUGCAUGGCCUCUAUGAGUACCUGAAGCGGUCCGUAUUUGCUUUGGGUCUUGAGUCCUCGCGCAAGGCACUGAUAGUGCCCGCAUUUGAAACACAAAGAUACCGGCUGAGUUUUCCAAAAACAAAAGCGGAAUUGCUUUCCAUGUUGGAUAUGGGUACACUGUUUACAUUCAGAUACCAUGUGUGGCAGAAGGGCCAUGCACCUACAAACUAUGCGAAGUGGCGAACAGCCACAACACCCUACCUGGUAAAUUGGGAGCCCAACUUUGAGCCCUACGUGGUGGUCAAGAGGGAUGUGCCUGAAUACGACAAACGUUUUGUCGGCUUCGGUUGGAACAAGGUUUCCCACAUUAUGGAACUGCACGCCCAGGGCUACGAGUUUGUGGUGUUGCCUAAUGGAUUCAUGGUGCACAUGCCGCACGCUCCAUCACUGGACAUUGCCCGUUUCCGGUCAAGCAGCCAGUACCGCAAGUGCCUCUCCCUGCUCAAGAGCGAGUUUGCAAGGGACCUCUCGCUGCGCUAUGGCCGCACUUUUUCGGCAUCACCCGACCGCCGUCGGCGCAGAUGAUCGCCUGCCGUGCACCAUUGCCACUACUGCACCGUCGUCAGGUGCCCCGCCCCCACUGUCUUUCCGACAACCAUUGCACAAGCCAGUGCAGGUUGUCUCUUCAUGGAAGCCGCUGGCAAAGCUUGGUAAUAGCAUGCUAAGAUGCUAAAACAUGUGGCUCAUUGCUUGAUACAUCGUCAACUACUACUUGUAUGCUUCUUAGCAUAACGUGCUUUGUUUUGGUUCUUUCUAAUGUUCUGUUGUAAGGUCAAAGCUGUGCUGCUAACAUUGCAUACCAGAAGUAUAUGGUGAAGCUUUUGAAAUGGUGCCCACUGUGGUUUUUGUUUGAUAGACUGGACACCAAGGCUAGAAGAAUGUAGUUGGUGACAGCAAGGCAAUCUGCAAAUUCAGAGGAUUAGUGUGGACGCGUCUAAUGAUGAAAAGGUGUAUAGCCCUUGAGUUAACUAGUAGAGGUUCAUGUCCUUCAGUGGAGAUCAGCAGUGCUUGUGGGGUUGCCAGCUCCGGUUCUAAAUAGAUUACCUCACCAUUUACACAUGUAACAUACCAUAUCAUUUAGGAUCUAGCACAAUUAGCUGUCACCAUUAAGCAAUCGACUGAUUAUCUUCUUCACGAAGUCAGUUCUGAAAUUUAGAUCUGGACUACCAAAACUGGCUGCUUACCUGACUGGCAUGCAACAUCCUGCUUUGCACCAAGUCUCUUUCACGUAAGGGUGUGUCAAGCAUCAACAGUCAUAUUCAAGUUUACGGUGGGCUCUGUACUCUUAGCACUGUCACAUGAUUACUGAUUAUGGAACUGUACUCGAAACACAUUAUUGAAUUGCGCAAGACUUCAUAAGUAAUUAUCCUGAAACUUUGUAGAAAGGAACCUAGCUUCUGGAACCAAGUGUUCUGGUCUUGGUUGUGUCAUGUGGCACUCUUGGAACUUUCAUUUCCAAAAGACUAAACAAAAGUAACAAUAAUGACUCGCUUCUAUUCCCAGUUCCUUCAGGGAAUGUGAGCACUGCAGUAAAUUAAUAAAAUAUUUUGUUUGACAUGGCCAUGCCCAUAAUUGCUAGAUUCUUUAACAAUGACUCUGUAAUGUGUACCACAAAUAACAAAAAGCAACUAGGUAUGCUGUAAUGAAACUGUGGGAUUAAGCUGUGUUUUUGCACGAAAAUGAGUGGCAUAGCUUGUUGCUAUGGCUCUUUAUCACACUAGCCUGCAAAAUCACAUUUGUAGGAGCUCAUUUGCUACACAAGUUUUAUCUCCGCGGAAGCUCUCUAUGGCUGUAGCUAUGGUGAUGCACGAUACAUGUACAUUAAGGGGUUCACACACUCGGUUUUUUCUUGUGUGCUUCUUUUUUAACUCGCCAACUUCUGAGCCCAUGCUGUCUGGUCCCAAACUCAUGAUGGCAACUUCAUCAUGACACGAUUGCUUCGAAGGGUCCCCGAAAUGAAUUUUUUAAUUUAUGUAAGCUGUUAGGCUGCAAGUAGAGUAAAUCAUUCAUGCAAUAAUUUACGUGAAGCAUCUUGUGUCAAAUGAGUUGUAGGUGACCUGAGGUCAUUCUCCUCUGAAAUUGUGCCCUUUCUUCUCAACUCCUUCAUUGAAUGGUUUGAACGAUUGGGGCUCCACAACUAAUGACUUUCUGCUGGCACAUAGUUGAUUGGGUAGCUGCACUUCAUGUUUUUCUGGUUGAUUUUCGUGUCACUUGGUGCUGCCAUAAACAUACCUAUUAGCUUUGGCCCCUGCAGUAAAAACUCUAUGAAGGCAAAAGAAUGGGAGGCAGGUCGAGUUGGCUAGGGUUCAUAUUUAAGGACGCACAAUAUGCGGAAGCACAAGACAAAUGAGACCACAAGACAAUGCAUGAUUGAAGUACUUUGUCCUGUGGUCUUCUUUGUCUUAUUUUUAAGUAUUUUGCACUGCUUUGAGUAUGACCUAAGAAGGCAAUCAGAUUAGUCACAUGAGUGAUCUCUCAAUAGCAUGCCAUGCUGCAAUAUCUGGGUAGCUGAAAACUUGCGGGGCACUCUGGAAUCCAUAGUGACACCAUAUAUUGAACCCUGUGUAAUAAAUUACAAGUAAAAC